This is a messenger RNA of Brachypodium distachyon (stiff brome), 2045 nucleotides long. Its product is annotated as protein NRT1/ PTR FAMILY 5.2. The transcript has 4 exons. Gene Ontology annotation, biological process: transmembrane transport; dipeptide transport. The record is from RefSeq and is a predicted model, not a curated record. Gene Ontology annotation, molecular function: dipeptide transmembrane transporter activity; tripeptide transmembrane transporter activity. Lineage: Eukaryota; Viridiplantae; Streptophyta; Magnoliopsida; Poales; Poaceae. Bases 134 to 1954 code for a protein of 606 amino acids. Gene Ontology annotation, cellular component: membrane.
CUACAGGAUAACGGGAUCUCACGCAGUGGCCUGGAGCAACUACUAGCUAGCAGCGCCCGUCAACACCCAUUUCUCCCUCCGCCCUCCCUCUUACACUCAGAGAGCUUCAAGCGGAGCUCGGGGAGGGGCGUCCAUGGCGGGGACGACGCAGCUGGAGGCCGGCAGCCGCGACGAUUACACGGAGGACGGCACGACAGACCUCCACGGCAACCCCAUCCUCCGCUCCAAGCGUGGAGGCUGGAGAGCCUGCUCCUUCAUCGUAGUGUACGAGGUGUUCGAGCGUUUGGCGUACUACGGGAUCUCGUCGAACCUGGUGCUGUACCUGACGAAGGAGCUACACCAAGGCACGGUGCUGUCGGCCAACAACGUCACCAACUGGGUCGGCACCGUCUGGAUGACGCCCGUCAUCGGCGCUUACAUCGCCGACGCCCACCUGGGACGCUACCGCACUUUCAUGAUCGCCUCCGUCAUCUACCUCCUCGGAAUGAGCUUGUUGACGAUGGCCGUGUCGUUGCCGUCGCUGAAGCCGCCCAAGUGUGGCCUUGGCACGCCGGACGUAGCCUGCGAUCACAAGGCGUCGGGCGUGCAGCUGGGCGUCUUCUUCCUGGCCCUGUACAUCCUCGCGGUGGGCACGGGCGGCACCAAGCCCAAUAUCUCCACCAUCGGCGCCGACCAGUUCGACGAGCACGAGCCGCGGGAGCGCCGGCACAAGCUCUCCUUCUUCAACUGGUGGAUGUUCAGCAUUUUCUUCGGCACGCUCUUUGCCAACACCGUCCUCGUCUACAUCCAGGACAAGAUUGGCUGGACCGUUGGCUACGCUCUGCCCACUGCCGGCCUCGCCGUCUCUAUCGCCAUCUUCACUGCCGGCACGCCCUUCUACCGCCACAAGCCCACCUCCGAGAGCUCCUUCGCAAAGAUGGCCGGGGUCAUUGUCGCCGCCGUCCGGAAGUGCACCAUCGCAGCGCCCGUCGACCCGCGCGACCUGCACGAGCUGGAUCCCGAGCACUACGCCAAGAAGAAGACCACCCAGCUGCCCUACACGCCCAACUUUAGCAUGCUGAGCAAAGCGGCGGUGAGGACAGGAGGGAGCACGUCACGGUGGUCGCUCAGCACGGUGACACAGGUGGAGGAGACUAAGCAGAUGCUCAAGAUGCUGCCCGUGCUGGCCAUAACGUUCGUGCCGAGCGCGAUGCUGGCACAGAUCAACACGCUGUUCGUGAAGCAGGGCACGACGCUGGAACGGCAUGUGGGUUCCCAAGACGGCUUCGAGAUCCCACCGGCAAGCCUGCAAGGGUUUGUGACCAUCUCCAUGCUCGUCUCCGUGGUGCUCUACGACCGCCUCUUCGUGCCUUUCAUGCGGCGGCUGACCAAGAACCCGCGGGGCAUCUCGCUGCUCCAGCGGAUGGGCGUCGGGCUCGUCUUCCACAUCGUGAUCAUGGCCAUUGCAUCUGUGACGGAGCAUCACCGGCUGGACGUGGCGCGGGCGAACGGCAUCUUUGAGAGCAAGGGGACGACGAUCCCGCUCUCCAUCUUCGUGCUGCUCCCGCAGUUUGUGCUCAUGGGUGUGGCCGACGCCUUCCUGGAGGUUGCCAAGAUCGAGUUCUUCUAUGACCAGGCUCCUGAGGGCAUGAAGAGCCUCGGCACGUCCUACUCCAUGACUAGCCUCGGCAUCGGCAACUUCCUCAGCAGCGCGCUGCUGUCCACGGUGUCACAUUUGACACGGCGGCAUGGCAGCGGAGGGUGGAUCCAAAACAACCUCAAUGCCUCGCGGCUUGACCUCUAUUAUGCCUUCUUCACCAUGCUCAACUGUGCCAACCUCGUUCUCUUCUUUGCCGUGUGCCGGAUGUACGUGUACAACGUUGAGGUCACCCAUGGCGUUGAUGGUGACGGGGAGAAGAAAGGAGAAUUAGUUGUGAUACAACCAUCCGCUGUUGUAGGUGCAUUGGACAUGUAAAAAAAACCGGAGUCGAAUCGAGGGUUGUGAAAUACACACAGAAUGGCACAAUUACAGUGAUGAAACAGCAACCACAAAAAGAUGCAGAAAA